Molecule: messenger RNA, 1086 nt
Organism: Triticum turgidum subsp. durum (durum wheat)
Lineage: Eukaryota; Viridiplantae; Streptophyta; Magnoliopsida; Poales; Poaceae
Source: the annotation of a GenBank genome assembly
AUGGCCGCCAACGGCCAGCCGCCGGUGCCGGUGGUGGUCGCCAACGUCGACCACCGCCCGGCGCCCCUACUCGGCCUCUUCUUCAACUCACCGAUUCCACUUGUCCCUCACAAUGGCUUCCCCUGCAUCCCCGCCUUCGCCCCCGCCCACCGAAACAAUCCGGAGCUCGUGGCCGCCAUCUUGAGCGGCGACUUCUUCCUCACCACCCUCCAGGCGCGCGACCACCCAGAAGCUUCCUGGUUCGUCUUAGACGCCCGUGGCGGCUACCUUCUCCUCAAAGGGGGCGGGCUAUUGCUCGCGCUGCUAAACCCCUUGGCACGGCGGUGCGAACGGAUCUUUGAUCUGAGUCACGCCCACAUCUUCGACGACGACGACGACCGCCAAGGAGAUGGUAAAAUCCUUCACGCCGGCGUGAUCUGCGAUGACGAAAACCCCGCGAGCUUUGGCAUCUUCUGUCUUGCUUCCCAUGGAGAGUUCAGGUUGCGGGCUGCGGUCUUCUCCUCAUCCUUGGGAAUGGGCGAUUGGUUCCUCUCCCCAUGGUUGGAUGUCCCGCACCACGAGCCGGAAGAUGAACUUUUGCUUGAGAGCGGCAUGCGAGUGGGUAAUUUCAUCUACUGGCCUCACCAGGAUCGUGCGUAUGUGGAUCGUGCGUAUGUGGUCGUCUUGGAUCCCGACCCAAACAACCCGCGAUUGUUUGUUGAGAUGAUCCCACCUCUCCUGAAUCUGGAAGGUUUUCCCAGCUCGAUCCUUGGCCAAAUUAACGGCGAUAACAUGUGCAUUGCUUAUUCAAAUGGAUUCAACAUCGGUUUCAUGCUGCGUCAAGAAGAUGGCCUUGAUGCUGGGGCAUGGGCUAACAUCAGGGUAUUCAACCUGGCUGAUCCAGUUAAUGCUAAGAUUGCACAAUCACCCGAGAAUAGGCUGAAAAUUGCGGCAAUGCGGGGUAGCAUCCUGUACUUGACAACAACAGCGAUGUUCACGCCCCAGUCCGUUUCUUGGUUCGCUUGUCUGUGCUUGGAAAGUGGCAGGCUGGAGUGGUUGUUUCCGAGGACGUAUGAUGGUUUCUUCCAGCCAUACCACCAUUCGUAG